AUGGGAUACCUUGCACUCAAAUAUCUAUACUCUUAUUCCAUUGUCCUCUUCUUUAUCGUACUGUUUAUCCUUUUCAUAACAGGACAGAUAGAUCCUGUUUCAAUACUGUCGUCUACCAGUCCUUACUCAUGGGCAUUGCUUGGUAUAGCGUUCUGUAUAGGAUUUAGUGUUGUAGGUGCGGCAUGGGGAAUUUUUAUCACCGGUUCGAGCAUUCUUGGCGGAGCCGUCAAAGCUCCCAGAAUCAAAACCAAGAAUCUUAUAAGUAUUAUCUUCUGUGAGGUAGUUGCCAUCUACGGCGUCAUCAUGGCAAUUGUAUUUUCGGCAAAGUUACAGAACGUAUCUGGACCGGAUUUAUAUUCUCGCUCAAAUUAUUAUACAGGAUAUUCCAUUUUUUGGGGAGGCCUAACGGUGGGAUUUUGUAAUUUAUUCUGUGGAAUAGCCGUAGGAAUUACCGGAAGUACGGCUGCCUUAGCCGAUGCACAAGAUGCAACAUUAUUUGUUAAAAUCCUUGUGGUUGAAAUUUUUGGAAGUGUGCUUGGUUUAUUUGGUUUGAUCAUUGGACUACUUGUUACCGGAAAGGCUGGAGAAUUUGCAUGA
This is a messenger RNA of Acaulospora morrowiae, 597 nucleotides long. The record is from the annotation of a GenBank genome assembly. Lineage: Eukaryota; Fungi; Glomeromycota; Glomeromycetes; Diversisporales; Acaulosporaceae.